AGUGAUUAGAUUAGCAUGUUGGCAGAAAGGAGCCAAAAGCCUUGUCCCUGGCUCCAAAGCUGCCAACGCCCCGCCCCCGCCGCCCGCGGUCGUAGCAACGCCCCGCCUCUGCCGCCCGCGGCCCUAGCAACGCUCCGCCUCUCCGCCCGCGGCCCUGGCAGCGCCCCGCCCACUCGCCCGCUCGGGGUCCGCCAGCCUCGCUUCCGCGUCGCUCGCUCCGCCUCCCGGCAGGCCCCGCCCCCGGCAGGCCCCGCCCCCGCACUCGCCUGGGCGGAGUUCCCGUCCGCGCUCGGGGGCGCGCGCUUCCUUCUCGCCGCCCCCCUAACCCCGCAGCCCAGCGCGCCCCCAACCCUGCCCGGCUCCGCGGGGCUCCCGGGGCCGAUCCCGCCGCCGAGGUUCGCGCCCCGCCGCCGCCGGCUGCGCCCCCGCGCCUUCCCGGCCUCGGGCGGCGGCGGCGGCACAAAGGGAAGCAGCAUGUCCGACCCCAGCUACUGGACGGCGGUGGCGGCUCCCGGCCAUCGCAGCCGCCUGGCCAAGGGCGCGCUGCUGCAGCGCUCCAAGAGCUGCCGCAGUGGGAACCGCAAGAGCUUGGUGGUAGGAACGCCCUCCCCGACACUCUCCCGGCCCCUGUCGCCACUGUCGGUCCCAACGGGCAGCAGCCCCUUGGAUAGUCCUCGGAACUUCUCGGCUGCCUCUGCCCUCAACUUCCCCUUUGCCCGGAGCCACGUCCCACGCACGGACAGGGCAGACGGCAGAAGAUGGUCCCUCGCGUCCCUCCCAUCUUCCGGCUAUGGAACCAACACACCCAGCUCCACCCUCUCGUCAAGCUCAUCCUCCCGGGAACGUCUCCACCAGCUUCCCUUCCAGCCGACGCCGGACGAGCUGCAUUUCCUGUCCAAGCACUUCCGCAGCUCAGAGAAUGUGCUUGAUGAGGAAGGCGGCCGGUCACCCCGCCUCCGCCCCCGCUCCCGCAGUCUCAGCCCGGGCCGCGCGACGGGGACCUUCGACAAUGAGAUCGUCAUGAUGAAUCACGUGUACCGGGAGAGGUUCCCCAAGGCCACAGCGCAGAUGGAGGGCCGUCUGCAGGAGUUCCUGACGGCCUACGCGCCCGGCGCCCGGCUGGCGCUGGCUGAUGGCGUCCUGGGCUUCAUCCACCACCAGAUCGUCGAGCUGGCCCGAGACUGCCUGGCCAAGUCUGGCGAGAACCUUGUCACCUCCCGCUACUUCCUAGAGAUGCAGGACAAGCUGGAGCGGCUUCUGCAGGAUGCCCACGAGCGCUCAGACAGUGAGGAGGUCGGUUUCAUCGUCCAGCUUGUCCGGAAACUGCUGAUCAUCAUCUCGCGGCCGGCUCGGCUGCUGGAGUGUCUGGAGUUUGACCCGGAGGAGUUUUACCACCUGCUGGAGGCGGCCGAGGGCCAUGCGCGGGAGGGCCAAGGCAUCAAGACUGACCUUCCACAGUACAUCAUCGGGCAACUGGGCCUGGCCAAGGACCCCCUGGAGGAGAUGGUGCCACUGAGUCACCUCGAAGAAGAACAGCCCCCAGCACCUGAGUCCCCGGAGAGCCGCACCCUGGUCGGGCAGUCACGGAGGAAGCCAUGCGAGAGCGACUUUGAGACCAUCAAACUCAUUAGCAACGGAGCCUAUGGGGCAGGGUCCGCCCUUCCCUCUCCCACGACCCUCCCCGCUGAGACAGAACAAACUUGGGGACCCUCUGCAGGAGAUGAAGCGAGGAUGAUGCGUAGGCUUUGGGCAUAUGGGCCAAGGGGUGGGGCCCCGGGCCUCAUGACCACAUCCACCCCUCUCCCAGGCGGCGACUGCGCCACGCUCUUGAAGAACAUGGGCCCGCUGCCCGUGGACAUGGCCCGCAUGUACUUUGCCGAGACCGUGUUGGCGCUCGAGUACCUGCAUAACUACGGCAUCGUGCACCGUGACCUCAAACCAGACAACCUGCUCAUCACCUCACUCGGCCACAUCAAGCUCACGGACUUCGGCCUGUCCAAAAUCGGCCUGAUGAGCAUGGCCACCAACCUCUACGAAGGCCACAUCGAGAAGGACGCCCGGGAGUUCAUCGACAAGCAGGUGUGCGGGACGCCGGAGUACAUCGCGCCCGAGGUGAUUUUCCGCCAGGGCUACGGGAAGCCAGUGGACUGGUGGGCCAUGGGCGUCGUUCUCUAUGAGUUUCUGGUGGGCUGCGUGCCUUUCUUCGGAGACACCCCCGAGGAACUCUUCGGUCAGGUGGUCAGCGAUGAGAUCAUGUGGCCAGAUGGGGACGAGGCCCUUCCAGCUGACGCCCAGGACCUCAUCACCAGGUUGCUCCGGCAGAGCCCACUGGACCGUCUGGGCACUGGUGGCACCCACGAGGUGAAGCAGCACCCGUUUUUCCUGGGCCUGGACUGGGCAGGGCUUCUUCGACACAAAGCCGAGUUCGUGCCCCAGCUCGAAGCCGAGGAUGAUACCAGCUACUUUGAUACACGCUCAGAACGCUACCGCCACCUGGGCUCCGAGGACGACGAGACCAAUGAUGAAGAAUCGUCCACAGAGAUCCCCCAGUUCUCCUCCUGCUCCCACCGGUUCAGCAAGGUCUACAGCAGCUCUGAGUUCCUGGCUGUCCAGCCCACUCCUACCUUUGCUGAAAGGAGCUUCAGUGAAGACCGGGAGGAGGGGUGGGAGCGAAGCGAGGUGGACUAUGGCCGCCGGCUGAGUGCUGACAUCCGGAGGCUGGACUGUGUAAAUAGCGACCAGGGAGGAAGGGCCUUCCCCUUCCCCUUAGAGGGGCCACGUGGUGAGUUUGAGGGGCGCCCGGCUGAUCCUGCUGACCUCCUAGCCGACACAGCUGCCCUCAGCCAUGCCCGUCUACGGAGCAACAGCAUCGGCGCCAGGCACUCCACGCCGAGGCCUCUGGAUGCCGGCCGGGGCCGCCGCCUUGGGGCCUCGAGAGAGCCAGCCCCUGAGAAGUCCCGAGCCUCCUCCAGCGGCGGCAGUGGCGGGGGCCGUGUGCCCAAGUCGGCCUCUGUCUCUGCCCUGUCCCUCAUCAUCACGGCAGAUGACGGCAGCGGUGGCCCCCUCAUGAGCCCCCUGUCCCCACGCUCUCUGUCCUCAAACCCGUCGUCCCGCGACUCCUCGCCGAGCCGAGACCCGUCCCCCGUGUGUGGCAGCCUCCGGCCCCCCAUCGUCAUCCACAGCUCCGGCAAGAAGUACGGCUUCAGCCUGCGGGCCAUCCGCGUCUACAUGGGCGACAGUGACGUCUACACCGUGCACCAUGUGGUCUGGAGUGUGGAGGAUGGAAGCCCCGCCCACGAGGCGGGCCUGCGAGCCGGGGACCUCAUCACCCACAUCAAUGGGGAGUCAGUGCUGGGGCUGGUGCACAUGGACGUCGUGGAGCUGCUGCUGAAGAGCGCCAACAAGAUAUCCCUGCGGACCACUGCCCUAGAGAACACGUCCAUCAAGGUGGGCCCCGCCCGGAAGAACGUGGCCAAGGGCCGCAUGGCGCGCAGGAGCAAGCGGAGCCGGCGGCGGGAGACCCAGGACCGGCGGAAGUCACUCUUCAAGAAGAUCUCCAAGCAGACGUCCGUGCUGCACACCAGCCGCAGCUUCUCCUCUGGGCUCCACCACUCGCUGUCAUCCAGCGAGAGCCUCCCCGGCUCGCCCACCCACAGCCUCUCCCCCAGCCCCACCACUCCCUGCCGCAGUCCAGCCCCUGAGGUACCAGCAGACACCACCGCGUCCCCACCCAGCGUCUCCCCGAGCUCCAGCAGCCCUGCCUCCCCAGCUGCUGCCGGCCACACCCGCCCCAGCUCCCUGCACGGCCUGGCCGCCAAGCUGGGGCCACCCCGCCCCAAGACUGGCCGCCGCAAGUCCACGAGCAGCAUCCCGCCCUCCCCGCUGGCCUGCCCGCCCAUCUCCGCGCCCCCGCCGCGCUCGCCCUCGCCCCUGCCAGGGCACCCGCCCGCGCCUGCCCGAUCCCCGCGGCUGCGCCGGGGCCAGUCCGCUGACAAGCUGGGCACAGGGGAGCGGCUGGAUGGGGAGGGGCGGCGCGGCCGCGGGCCGGAGGCCGAGCUCGUGGUGAUGCGGCGGCUGCACCUGUCCGAGCGCCGAGACUCCUUCAAGAAGCAGGAGGCCGUGCAGGAGGUUAGCUUUGAUGAGCCGCAGGAGGAGGCCACUGCGCUGCCCGCCCCGGUGCCACAGAUCGCCGUGGAGGGCGAGGAGGCCGUGCCAGUAGCUCUCGGGCCUACUGGGAGAGACUGACCCCCCUGCCUGGUCUCUCCCUGGCCUCAAAGUCACGCGUUUUUUUGUGCAAUGUUUUUUUUUCCGUAAAGUCAUGCCUGGAUGGAGCCUGAGCCACCAGUCUGACACCCGGAAGGCGAGAAGCCAUCUCGGUCCUUGCUGGAAGGUGGAGACACGCUUCCCUUGUGUUCUGGUGUCAAUCAGGGGGCCGGACGGGGCAGGAAUGGGGGACAAGGGUGGCUUUGUAAAUAGCAGCAAAUCCCUGCAACUAAUUUAUUUUUUUUUAUUUUUUUUUAUUUUUUUGAGACUGGGUCUCACUCUGUCACCCAGGCUGGAGUGCAGUGGCGCGAUCUCGGCUCACUGCAACCUCCGCCUCCCAGGUUCAAGAGAUUCUCCUGCCUCAGCCUCCUGAGUAGCUGAGAUUACAGGCACGUGCCACCAUGCCAGGCUAAUUUUUUUGUAUUUUUAGUAGAGGCGGGUUUUCACCAUGCUGGCCAGGCUGCUCUGGAACUCCUGACCUCGUGAUUCGCCUGCCGCGGCCUCCAGAAGUGCUGGGAUUACAGGUGUGAGCCGCCGCGCCUGGCCUAAUUUAUUACUUUAUAAGCGAUAUCGGACUGAGCCACCCCUUGAAGGCGGCUGCCAGGUCUUGUCCCAGGCACCUGGGACCCUGUUUGCAGGCCUUGCCCGCUGGGCUGAGAAGGAAGCACUUUGGACAAGUCAUCUGUGUUUGUGUUUUCUAGUUUUUCUGUAGUUUUUACGUAUUUUGUGUUACCAAGUCUCACUCCCCUCCCAAGACCCACCCGUUGAGGGGAUGGAGCCGAACUCACCUGUACGGGUCCGUGAACGAUUCCCCUCACCCACAAAACAGUGUAAUCCCAACGAUGGACUGGACUCUGAAGGCCACUUCCCACCGUCCCUGCUAGAGUCUGCCUCUAAUCCUACUAGCUUCAGCCUGCAGGAGGGAUGUGGGAGCUGGGGCUUUGAUGGAUAAAUAGGUGUUCACCAGAUCUGGGCAGAGGGGUCAUCCGCUCCCCAGGUGGGCACUGAUGCAGGAAGUUGCAGUUCUCACCCGGCACUGCCAAGGCAGCCUCCAGAAAUGCUCGGCGUCCCGGGGCAUCCUCUAUUCCGCCAGUCCCGCAGGACUAUGUUCGGCUACUUCCGGAAACACUCGGCGUCCCCUCUCCUUGGGCUCCGCCUCGGCCUCGCCUUGUCCCAUCUAUCCUGGACAAGAUGCCGUGUGUUUGAGGCCCCGCAGAGCGAGCCCUUGACCGUGAUGUGUCUGAAGCACCUGCUAGGGGUUCCCUCCCUGUGUCAGAGCCUCUCUGGGAUGAAGUUCAAGUCAGAAAACCCAGUCGAGGCUCAAGUUUCAAUUUCAGCUUCACUGUGUGGCUCUGGGAAAAUGGCUUUCCCACUCUGUGCCUCAGUUUCCUUGUGUUUACAAGACUAAUCCCAUUGACUGUUUAUUAGGCACCUACUGUGUACCAAACGCUUUUACUCGUGGCUUCUCCCUCAGCCAGCCUUGAGAAGGCUGGAGGUGGCGUCAUCACCUCCGUUUUACAGACAAAACAGCUGAGACCCCAGCGAGGGGCAGAGACCUGUCCCUCGAUCACCCUGCAGGAGUCGUGGCAAAGCAGACCAUAUCAGCCAGACCCCGUUGUGGGCACUGUCAUCAAGGGAGCUUGAAUGGAGGGUCUGGUGACAGAUGCAGCCGACUCCAGACCCAAUCAUCCCCCAUGAUGCAGUGUGACCCACUGGGCACUCUGGUGAGGGAGUUUUCCAGACACCCAACAGCCCACUCUGCGUCCCUUUCUGAGUCCCCUGCGCAGCACUCCUUAGUGUUGGAGGGUAGACCAAGGCUGUGCAUGAUUCGCCCCCUCUUUCCAUCCUGGAGCUGGCAGUGAAUAAAAGCCCGUAUUUACAAAGAUGA
Cebus imitator (Panamanian white-faced capuchin) is the source of this 6151-nucleotide messenger RNA. It is a transcript of the gene MAST3, whose product is annotated as microtubule associated serine/threonine kinase 3. Gene Ontology annotation, biological process: peptidyl-serine phosphorylation; intracellular signal transduction. The transcript is spliced from 25 exons. NCBI's taxonomy places the organism in Eukaryota, Metazoa, Chordata, Mammalia, Primates, Cebidae. Bases 16 to 4245 code for a protein of 1409 amino acids. Gene Ontology annotation, molecular function: protein serine/threonine kinase activity; ATP binding; protein binding. The record is from RefSeq and is a predicted model, not a curated record.